Molecule: messenger RNA, 2783 nt
Organism: Cryptomeria japonica (Japanese cedar)
Lineage: Eukaryota; Viridiplantae; Streptophyta; Pinopsida; Cupressales; Cupressaceae
Product: bifunctional abietadiene synthase, chloroplastic
Exons: 15
Coding region: 102-2666 (854 amino acids)
Biological process (GO): diterpenoid biosynthetic process
Molecular function (GO): magnesium ion binding; terpene synthase activity
Source: RefSeq, a predicted model, not a curated record
AUGUGGAUUUGGAAUCUAAGUGAGAAUUGUCAUGGCAUGACCACUCCAACCUUAUAAAGGCCUCUCCUUCUCAUCUAAGUGAUAUCGAUUUUUUUUUUCAAAUGGCACAGAUUUUGUUUCCUAGGCCCAUUUUGGUUUCCAAGGCUGGUACUAAAUCCCGAGGAUGGACUUCAACGAAAGCACAUCGAUCUUUGCCUUAUGGAAAUUACUCGCGUGCAAAAACUCUGGCUUGCCUGAACAUGCAAUAUGAUUUUGUUGGCGUAGAGGAAGCGAAAACUCUUCAGGCUUUAACGGUAGGCCAUAGGGAGUCUGAAAUCAAUCCUAUCUAUGAGAAGGCAGACUACGUUCAUUCUAUUUCAACUUUUGCCGAGGUACCCUUGGAUGAAAUGGAUAAGAGAAUAGAGGAGUUGGUUUCCGAGAUCAAAGGAUUCUUUAAUUCAAUGGAAGAUGGGAAAAUAAGUCCGUCUGCAUACGAUACUGCGUGGGUAGCGAGAGUUCCUGCCAUUGAUGACUGCGCUGAACCCCAGUUUCCUCAAAUGUUGGAUUGGAUUCUUCACAAUCAGUUACCGGACGGUUCCUGGGGAGAGAAGCGUCGCUUUUUAGCGUGUGAUAGAUUACUCAAUACUCUUUCCUGCCUAGUUACUCUAGCCUUCUGGGGCGUUGGUAACAAUCAAGUGAACAGAGGUCUUGAUUUCCUUAGGAGAAAUACAGAAGCAAUGAUUAAAGAAGCACAAGGUUAUCAUCGAUCCAAGGGAUUUGAGAUGGUCUUUCCUGCACUGCUAAAUGAAGCCAAAUUUUUGGGUUUGGAUCUUCCUUAUGAGCUAUCUAUCAUAAAGCAAAUAAACGAAAAGCGGGACUUCGAAUUAAAAAGAGCAUCUGUUGAAGAGCUACACAGCCAUCCCUCAACAAUGUUACAGUGUCUGGAAGGCAUACAAGAAGUGGUCGAUUGGAAAAAUAUCCUGAAAUUGCAAUCCAAGGAUGGAUCUUUUUCUGGCUCGCCAGCUUCUACAGCUUGCGUAUUUAUCCAUACAGGAGACAGGGAAUGUCUACAAUUUUUGAUGAGACUUGUUACAAAAUUUGGAGACCAUGUGCCGGGCAUGUAUCCGGUGGAUAUAGCGGAGCGUUUGAGAGCCGUGGAUAGCGUUCAACGUCUUGGGCUCGAUAGGCAUUUCCAAACGGAGAUCAAGCAAGCCAUGGACUAUGCGUUCCAGUACUGGGGCCAAAGAGGCAUUGGAUUUGGAAGGGAGAGCCUGGUUCCAGAUAUUGAUGUCACAGCCACGGGCUUCAAGCUUCUGAGGAUGUUCGGCUACACUGUAUCUUCUGACGUUCUCAAAAACAUUAAAGGCGACAUUGAAGAACUUUGUAAGCUAUCUGGAAAUGGAAACAGCGCAGGAGUAAGCGCUAUAUUGAGCCUGUAUAGAUGUUCACAGCUUAACAUUCCGGGCGAAAAUGUAAUGAGAGAAAUAGGUGCAUUUGCAAAAGAUUACUUGGCCAAAUUUCUGCAAAGCGACAACUUUUCUCAGGCGAAGGCUGUCAAGGAAAACAUUCCCCAAGAGGUUGAAUAUGCUUUGUUUUCUCGAUGGAAUAGAAAUAUGCCAAGGCUGAUGUCUGGAAAUCAUAUAACAGUGUUUAAUACCAAUGACUUGUGUCUGGGGAAGACAUUAUAUGAACUGCCAAAUGCGAGCAACGGCAAGUAUUUAGAAUUGGCAAAACUCGACUUUAACCGCAUUCAGGCCACACACAGAUCCGAAAUACAACAUAUAAAAAGAUGGUACAAGGAUUGCUAUUUCCCGCAGUUGGAUUUUAUUCGUCACAGAGAAGUGACAAUUUACUGGGCCUCUUCGGUGGUGAUGUUUGAACAAAAAUACACCGAUUGUAGACUCGAUUAUACAAAAGCCGGAAUUCUGACUGCUAUCUCAGACGACCUCUAUGAUAAUUAUGCAACUCUAGAACAAGCCGAACUCUUCUACGAAGUUUUCGAAAGAUGGGAUCCAUUGCAAAUCGACCAUCUGCCAGAGGAAAUGAAAAUAGUUUUCAUGGGCCUCUAUACCACUUUGACCGAUAUAUCUCAACGGGCGCGGGAGGUUCAAGGACGUGAUGUGCUUCCUUACCUCCACCAACAGUGGUUGCAUUAUUAUUCCUGUUUAAUAAAAGAAAGAGAGUGGAUGGAAAGAAGUUAUUCGCCAUCAUUAGAUCAAUAUUGGGAGAAUGCCGUAGUGACGGUGGCACUGGGAGUAAAUAUCCUGACAGCAAUAUUUUCUACGGGAGAACUUCUUCCUGAUCACAUUCUGGAGAAGCUUGACUUUCGAGACGACUUUCUCAAUCUUGUAAGUCUGACAGGGCGUCUUGUAAACGACCUUAGAACUUUCAAGAGGGAAAGAGAUUGCGGGGAAGUGGCUUCAUUUGUAGAAUGUUACAUGAAUGAGCACCCUGGAUGCACGGAAGACGAGGCCAUGGAGUAUAUGGACGGACUGAACGAAGACGCCCUCUCUAAAUUGAACGACCACUUUUUAAUGCGUGCAGAUAUUCCCAAGAGUUAUAGAACACUUCUUUUCAACACGGCCAGGAUAAUGCAAGUUGUUUACGGGAAGGAAGACGGCUUUGUAAAUGCCCGCACCUAUCUAGCAGAAUUCAUUAAAAAGUCUCUGUACGGACCAGUCCUGUAGUACAUUUAAGUUAUGGGGUCUUGAAAUUUCCGUUGCACUGCAAAUUAAAAUAAGAUGUACAUUUAAAUAAUAAGAAUUGUUGUCAUUUUAAAAAAAUAUUAUUUUUAUAUGUAAAAC